AAACAGAGGCAUGACGAGGAGGCACUGAUUGACCAGGGGAGAAGGAGCAACGGUGCCAAGAUUCACUAUGAGAAGGAGGAGUUGGAAGGCCACCGGACCCUGUACGCCGGCGUGCAGAUGCCGCUGGUGGGGCAAUGCCACCGGCAUCACCGACCCCACAAGCAGAAGCAUCGGGAACAGGAGGAGGACUGUGCCCCGACGGAGCGGGGCUACCACUGCACCCCGUCCCAGCGGGUGCAGUUCAUCCUCAGGACCAAGGAGGACGAGCAGCAUGUCCCUCACGCCUUGUUCACCGAGCUGGAUGAGAUCUGCGUGAAAGAGGGCGAAGAUGCCGAGUGGAAGGAAACGGCAAGGUGGCUGAAGUUUGAGGAGGACGUGGAAGACGGCGGCGAGCGCUGGAGCAAGCCCUAUGUGGCCACGCUGUCCUUGCACAGCCUCUUUGAGCUGAGGAGCUGCAUCAUCAAUGGCACGGUGCUGCUGGACAUUAGUGCCAACAGCAUCGAAGAGAUCGCAGAUCUGAUCCUGGGCCAGCAAGAACAGCUCACGGAGUUUGACGAGCGCACGCGGGCAAAAAUUGGAGAAGUUCUUUUGAAGAAGCACCACCAUCAGAACGAGAAGAAAAGAAACAACCUUCUCCGCUCGUUUGCUGAUGUGAGCAAGAAGGGGUCGGACCUGCACCUCCUCGACAAGCCAGCUCAAACACUUACCCCUCAUCCUUCUCCCACCACUGUGGAAGCUAAAAAUGGGGUGAACCAUGAGACCAGCACAACGGAUUUAAGCAAGGCGGAGCUGCACUUCAUGAAGAAAAUUCCCAGCGGGGCUGAAGCGUCCAACGUGCUCGUAGGAGAGCUGGAUUUCCUUCGCCAGCCCAUCGUGGCAUUUGUCCGCCUGACCCCGGCUGUCCUCCUCUCGGGCAUGACGGAAGUUCCCAUCCCAACAAGGUUCCUGUUUGUUUUGCUUGGACCAGAAGGAAAAGCCCAUCAGUACCAUGAGAUCGGCAGGUCCAUGGCUACUAUCAUGACGGAUGAGGUUUUCCAUGACGUCGCCUAUAAAGCCAAGAACCGGGCUGACCUCGUGGCCGGCAUCGAUGAGUUUCUGGAUCAGGUCACGGUCUUGCCGCCUGGAGAGUGGGAUCCAUCGAUCCGAAUCGAGCCCCCGAAAAACGUCCCUUCGCAGGAAAAAAGGAAGAUGCCAGGAGCUCUCGAUGACAGUGCUUCUGACAGUGAGCCAGAGAAGCACAGCGGUCCUGAACUGGAGCGGACGGGAAGGCUCUUUGGAGGUUUGAUCCUGGAUGUGAAGCGAAAAGCCCCGUGGUUCUGGAGCGACUUUCGGGAUGGUCUGAGGCUGCAGUGUCUGGCGUCCUUCCUCUUCCUCUACUGUGCCUGCAUGUCCCCUGUCAUCACCUUCGGGGGACUGCUGGGGGAGGCGACCGAUGGCCACAUAAGUGCCAUGGAGUCGCUGCUGGGCGCCUCCAUGACCGGCGUGGUGUUUUCCCUCUUUGCUGGCCAACCUCUCACCAUCCUCGGCAGCACCGGACCCGUGCUCGUCUUUGAGAAGAUCCUCUACAAAUUCUGCAAGGAGUACACGCUCUCCUAUCUCUCUCUGCGGGCAUGCAUCGGGCUGUGGACCGCCUUCUUCUGCAUCGUGCUGGUGGCCACCGACGCCAGCUCUUUGGUGUGCUACAUCACCCGCUUCACCGAAGAAGCCUUCGCCUCCCUCAUCUGCCUCAUCUUCAUCUACGAGGCUCUAGAGAAGCUGAGUCACCUGCGGGAGACCUACCCUGUGCACAUGCACAGCCAGCUCGACUUCCUCACCAUCGACUACUGUAAGUGUGAGGCACCGACGCAUCCCAGCAAUGAAACCCUGCGUUUCUGGGAGAGCAACAAGAUCAACGUGUCUGGCAUCGCCUGGGAAAACCUCACGGUGACCGAAUGUCGGUAUUUGCAUGGAGAGUUUCAAGGACCUGCCUGUGGACCCAAUGGCCCCUACACGCCUGACGUCCUCUUCUGGUGCUGCAUCCUCUUCUUCUCCACCUUUGUGCUGUCGAGCUUACUGAAGAAGUUUAAGACCAGCCGAUACUUCCCAACCAGAGUACGGUCCACAGUAAGCGACUUUGCUGUUUUCCUCACCAUCGUCGUCAUGGUGCUCAUGGACUUCAUGAUUGGGAUCCCAUCACCGAAGCUCCACGUCCCCCAUAUGUUCAAGCCUACCAGAGACGACCGCGGGUGGUUCAUCAGCCCCGUAGGACCCAACCCUUGGUGGACGGUGUUGGCUGCGCUCAUCCCAGCUCUGCUCUGCACCAUCUUGAUCUUCAUGGACCAGCAGAUCACUGCUGUUAUUGUGAACAGGAAGGAGCACAGGCUGAAGAAAGGAUGUGGGUACCACCUGGACCUUUUCAUGGUGGCCGUGAUGCUCGGGGUGUGCUCCGUGAUGGGGCUGCCCUGGUUUGUGGCUGCCACCGUCCUGUCCAUCACCCACGUGAAUAGCCUCAAAGUCGAGUCUGAGUGCGCAGCUCCAGGAGAACAACCCAAGUUUCUGGGGAUACGAGAGCAGAGAGUCACUGGCUCCAUGAUCUUUGUGCUCAUGGGCUGCUCUGUCUUCUUCACUUCUGUGUUAAAGUUUAUACCAAUGCCUGUGCUUUACGGCGUCUUUCUCUACAUGGGCGUGUCGUCGCUCGGAGAAAUUCAGUUCUUCGAUCGCUUGAAGCUGUUUUGGAUGCCGGCGAAACACCAGCCGGAUUUCAUCUACCUGCGGCACGUCCCCUUGCGAAAGGUGCACUUCUUCACCGUGAUCCAGCUGAUCUGCCUCGUCCUGCUCUGGGCCAUCAAGGUGUCCCGUGCCGCCAUCGUCUUUCCCAUGAUGGUUUUGGCUCUUGUAUUUGUCCGGAAAGCCAUGGAUUUCUGCUUCUCAAAGCGAGAGCUCAGCUUCCUGGAUGACCUUAUGCCAGAGAGCAAGAAGAAGAAGUUGGACGGUGCCAAAAACGAAGCCAAUGAAGAAGAGGAGUCCCCGAAAAUGAUGGAAGCUGCUGCUGCUGCCGGUUCAGUUCUGCUGAAACUGGGCAAGACCAGCAACUUGGAUAUCCCAAAGCAAAGCAGGGACAGGACUGAUCCUUGCGAGAUUAAUAUCUCGGAGGAAGUGUUGAAAACGAGCGUGUGGAAGGCUCUCACUAUGAACACAGAAACAGUCUGA
Gavia stellata (red-throated loon) is the source of this 3189-nucleotide messenger RNA. RefSeq names its product electroneutral sodium bicarbonate exchanger 1-like. Gene Ontology annotation, biological process: bicarbonate transport; transmembrane transport; monoatomic anion transport. The coding region runs from base 118 to 3189 and encodes 1023 amino acids. Lineage: Eukaryota; Metazoa; Chordata; Aves; Gaviiformes; Gaviidae. Gene Ontology annotation, cellular component: plasma membrane. Gene Ontology annotation, molecular function: solute:inorganic anion antiporter activity; monoatomic anion transmembrane transporter activity; sodium:bicarbonate symporter activity. The transcript is spliced from 23 exons. The record is from RefSeq and is a predicted model, not a curated record.